This is a messenger RNA of Lymnaea stagnalis (great pond snail), 1278 nucleotides long. NCBI's taxonomy places the organism in Eukaryota, Metazoa, Mollusca, Gastropoda, Lymnaeidae. The record is from the annotation of a GenBank genome assembly.
AUGUAUAAAAUAAAUAAUCUGACCAAUUAUUAUCUGUUUCAGCGACACGUGACGGGGAAAUCUCUAGAUAAAUACAUCAUAGACGGGGCGCCCAGAGCGGAAAUGUUUGACUUUAUUCACGUGAUGCCCGAGGGCGAGGUCAUGGUCAUGACCGAGUUUGACCUGCUUCUCUCGCUCAAUCAGUACAAACGUCUGCACACAAGAACGAACCGCACCAAGAGAAAAGCGCGCCGUGAUUUAACGACUCGUUGGACCAACUGCGUCGUUCAUUAUGAGAUAACGAAAACCAUCAACUCGUCGUCCGAUGUCAGGGUCAUUGAAGACGCCAUAGAGGAAUGGGAGACUUACACUCGUCUGACUUUCAAAGAGAGCAACACGUCGCCCCAACGCAUACAGUUCACGGAUGGCGGUGGCUGCUAUUCCAUGCUUGGGAUGCAAGACAAACCCCAGCCGGUCGUCCUGGCCCCCGGAUGUCGUACGAAAGGCGUUGUGGUCCACGAGAUUGGCCACGCGGUCGGCUGGAUCCACGAGCACAUGCGCCCAGACCGGGACGACUUUAUCUUUGUUAAUCUCAGCCUGAUCCCGAGUUCCCAGUGGCAAAACUACAGGAAGUACGACACGGGUGAGAUCGAUCCUUACGGCGUGCGGUACGAUUACCUCAGCAUCAUGCACUACGGUUCCACGCUACCGGGCUACAUCACGACCUUAGAUCGGGAGUAUCAGGAUCGGAUUGGUCAGCGCCACGGACUCACGUUUAAAGACAUCAAACUGGCCAACGUGAUGUACGACUGCCCUGACGUCAAAGGAUGUCCUAGAAAAAGUUGUCCCCAUAACGGGUUUGUUUUUCAUGAGCCUUUCAAAGGUGAGCCGAGAUGUCAGUGCUGGUGCGACUCCGGUGACGUAGAGGAUCCUCUUGUCCUGUGUUCUCUUAUCGACCGAGAACCGCCGGGACCGAAUCCCGUAUCACGUGGUAUUACCGCGUUACAGGACACGCCCUGCCAAGAUGUUCGAGACGAUUGUCAGGAGAUGAAGGCGGACGGGAACUGCAUGGCCCGCUUGGAGCUGAUGAUGAACUGGUGCUCUAAGACCUGCGGGUUUUGCGGGAAAGGAGAAGAACUGUGCAUGGACCACGAGAUGAGUUGUCACCUCCUGGCGGCGGCCGGCCAGUGCAUGGACGAAGGCUUGCGGUCCACGAUGAUAAGUUUGUGUCCGGCCUCGUGUGGGCUUUGCGGGGCUGUCACUGAUCCUUGCGCCAUUCAAAAUGAGCUCCUGGGGUCA